Messenger RNA from Sphenostylis stenocarpa, 1113 nucleotides. The record is from the annotation of a GenBank genome assembly. Lineage: Eukaryota; Viridiplantae; Streptophyta; Magnoliopsida; Fabales; Fabaceae.
AUGUAUUCCUCAAAUACCUCCCUCAACGGCAAUGACCUACUCUCGUACCCUAACCAACCAUUUUGCUUUAGGCCUUUUUCCUUUGAAAGCAACCCAACCAUUUCUUCAAAAGACCAAACCAAUUCCAAUUACGCCCUUCCUCCUCCUCCUCCUUUCUCCAUUCUCCAAUCCUUUGAUGAAAAUAUCUUUCUCGAACACCACCAUGACUUGCUCUUACUUCAUCAGUCUCUAGCUGAGCCUGGACUCCCCAAAAACCUUGACGUUGCGGCUGAAAUCGCGGCAAUUCCUUGCGCCGGACAAGGUGGCGCCACCGCCAUGGAUCACACUACAAGGAAGAGAUCCAGCAAGAGAGACCGCCACAGCAAGAUCAACACAGCACGAGGCCUCAGGGACCGAAGAAUGAGGUUGUCCCUAGAAGUUGCAAAGAGAUUCUUCGGCUUGCAAGACAUGCUAGGCUUUGACAAGGCCAGCAAAACCGUUGAGUGGCUACUAAACCAAGCAAAAGUUGAAAUCAAACAACUUGCAAGGGAAAAAAACAGUGUUGGUGGUGCCAAGAGUGCAUCAUCAACUUCUGAAUGCGAAGGGGUGUCUAGCUUGGACGAGGUUGUAGUGAGUGGAGUUAACGAGGAGCAAGAGAGGGAGACACCCCACAUGAAGCGAAGAACUAGUAAGGUUUGUAGAAAGAGUGCAUUCAAUCCUAUAGAUAAGGAAUCGAGGGGAAAGGCAAGAGAAAGGGCGAGAGAAAGAACAAGAGAGAAGAUGAGGUCUCGGAGAGUACUUGCUGCAGAUGCUUCAAACCUGAACCGUUUGAGUUCUUGGAAUCCCUUUGAAACGGUUGAAGACUCUGCGGGUACUCAGAGCCAAAGCGUGAAUCGCCCCUCCAUAGAUGUUCACCUUCCUGAGGCUGAAGAACCAAGUUCUCAGGCAAAGGAGCAUUUGGGAACCGUGGAAGACAUGGCGCAGCAUCAAGAUAAUUCUUUGGUGAUCAUGAAUAAGUGGAGCCCAACCAUGAUGUUCAAUUCUCUCAACAACUCGUCAAUCCUUCAAGAACAUCAAUAUGCAGAAUUUCAGUCCUUGGGAAAACCUUGGGAAGCCUACAACGAUCACAUCUAG